Messenger RNA from Penicillium salamii, 2856 nucleotides. The record is from the annotation of a GenBank genome assembly. NCBI's taxonomy places the organism in Eukaryota, Fungi, Ascomycota, Eurotiomycetes, Eurotiales, Aspergillaceae.
AUGGUCCGUCGCAACUCCGACAUCGAAAUCCAGCUUCCAGAUGCCGGUCCAACACCUCUCUCGGACACAGACUCACUCACAGAUGUGGAAAUGAUCUCGGAUGAAACAAUCCUCAACCUCCCUCCCCACAUCGCAGCCCGAUUCUACCGCAAAAGCAGCAGACGCUCCUCCUCCUCCCGCCGAAGCUCAAUCUCCUCCAUACACUCCCACACAUCCGGCUCACCAAGCGCAGACCACAUUGCCCAGCAUCUGCGCCGGACCUCGAUCCUCGAGAGCCGGAAGGCAAGACUCGCAGACCGCGCAUUACAUGCAGAGAAAGUAAGACUGCGAGCCGCACUGGCCAAGGCAGCUACACGGAACCUGCAGAUCGAAGAACGGGCACUGGCUGCACAGCAAGCGCGGGAGCGUCUGUUGGCGGAUAUUACUGCCAAGUGCGAAGAUCAGGUCAAGAGGGCCAAGAAGAAGGCGGAAGAUCAGCGCGAUAAGAAAGCCGCAGACGAGGCUCGUCUGCGGCUGGAAAUGGCGGAGAAGUUUGCUGAGGCUGAGAAACGUCGUGCGGCGUACCAGACUCACCGACGCAGGCGGACGAGUAGCUUGCCUGCUGCGGAGGAGAAGAAGAUGUCCAAGGAGGUUAUGAAGUCGAUUACGGAGGAUGCUGCUGCAAGACAGAUUCAGCGGGUGUGGAGGACACAUCAUGCGAAGGCGGUCAUGGGUCAGUUCAGGGGGUUGAAUCUUUCUGUGGAUCGCGUGCGGGAGAUGAGCUUUGAGGAGGUCGGGGCUCUUCUUUCUAGUGGUGAAUUGUUGGAUACCAUGACGAAGGUUUUGAGGCUUUGUGGACUGCAGGACAUGGAAGGUGGGUUGCUAGGUGAGAGGGGCGCUGUGCGCACCUUUCUCAGCAGCUAUCUGAUUGUGACGCAUCCGAAAGAAGUCUUGAGCAGUAACGGAGAUCAAGAGCAGGACUUGAUUUCCAAGGCUCGGGAGUUGUUGGUGGUGUUUGAUCAAGUGACGGCACUGCUUUCAUCUGGUUGUUGCUCGCCUUCAGUCAUUACUGCAGAUCUCCAGAAUUUGUGUGAAUCACACAAUGUGUUCUUCUCUGCGUUCCAUGCUUGGAAGUCCCAUGACUCGACAGUCCUGAUCGAGAUCAUGGUUGCGCAGUUUGUGGAAUUGGAGCUGAUCUGGCAGACUGUCAAAAAUGACAAGGCCGGUGGUGCCGCAGAGGACUACAGACAGGGUAUUCGUCAGAACCAAGUGCUAUUGCUCGCCCGUCUCAAGCGACUCGCGGGACCGGAACGUCACAUGGAGAUGAUCCGUGACUCCUUGAAGAAGGCCAAGCGUGAGAAGAAGCGUGCAGCCUCCAAGCAAGCCAUCCCGCGAUCUGCUGAGGCUGCCCCUCCUACAACAGAGGUCUUAACGGAGAGUAUGACAUCCCCUCUCAGUGAGUCUUUCAACAACAUCGAUGCCGCCGUUUUCCAAGAGCUGGACAAGCAGCGGACAUCGCCCCACGAGCGAUUCACCAAGAUCCUGACCCCGCUCCCUGAGAACCGGGAGCUGGUUCAUGAGCUUCUCGUCAACAAAGAAUUCAAGAUUGAAGAAGCACCUUACACUGAGCCACGCAGGCAAAUCAUGAAGCAAAUGUGUGACACAAUGAGAACAGGCGUCGAGGCCGGACAUGGCACAAACUGGACUGUGGCGAUGGCCACAGUCAUUCAAGAUCGCCUAUUACGAUCUCUCCAACGUGGUAACUCUCUCUACGUGAUCAUAAGUGAAGUUCUAGAUCCAAAGUUGGUCCAAGGACAGUGCGAAGCGGGCACUUUCUCCUAUGAUAAGUUCUUCGAGUUCAUGAACAACAUCCUGCCCCGACUAUGCGCUCCCUACCGAGACCCCGUGGUUAAGGCUUACAUCGAGGAUACAUCUGGCGACGCCAUUGACCGAUUAGCACGAUUAAUGAGUAUUAUUGAUCUUCUCUCUCUCGAUCAAACGAACUUUAUGAUUCAACUCGCCGCUCCCCAACUCAUCGAGGAAGCACCGGGUUACGAGCAGCGCAGCUUUGAACGCGGCAUCGCGGAUGGUUCAAUCACCCUCCACAAGACCCACCGCUUCUGGCGCAUCCACCGCAAAAUCAUAGUGGAUGAAAUGAAGAAGCGAGACCCAGAAGGGAUUCAAGGCGAGCCGCACCCCGCAGCCGCAAGAGUCUACGCGCAAGGUAUCACAGACACCGUCUUCAGCAACGCCCCGGUGUCUGAAGAUCUUGUCCCCGAAACUCUCAGCCUAGACCGACGCCGACUUGAGCGUCUCCAUGCGCGAGCCUUCCAGAUCGUCGCCACUGCCUCGAUCCUGCUCACAGCCAAGAACCUACUUAAACGAGACGCCCGCUCCCAGUGGAAGACCGAAGCAGACCGCAUUCUCUCCUUGGACUUUAAUGAAAUCAGCGCCGACCGCGUUCAAUCAAUCCUCCAGUCCACGCACCCAAUGCCCCCAUCCGCAAGUGCCCAGCUGGCCAGCACCAUCAAGCGAGUCCUCUCCCCCGUCGCGACAGCCUGUCUCGCGGCAUCACCACAGCUGAUCGUGACCACCGAAACAUCGGCCUCGGGGGUUCCUCCGUCCUCAGAGACCGUUACCAGCUUCGCAGAUCCAGUCGCCCGGUUAAUCCUCUCUCGUCUGCGAAGCCACGUUCUCUCCCGUCUCAGUGCGUCUAGCGCCAAUGAGCGUGUGCGUGCUACCACCACCGCUAGUCAGAAUCUGGCGGCAGCUGGUAUGCCUGAAUUUGUUAAUGAGGUUGGAAAGUUGGUGGAGGAGCUUGAGAGGGUCCGGGAAGUGGACUGGCUUUGCCAUGGAGGUGUCUAUGAGGGGUUAUAA